This is a messenger RNA of Penicillium expansum, 321 nucleotides long. RefSeq lists its product as uncharacterized. Lineage: Eukaryota; Fungi; Ascomycota; Eurotiomycetes; Eurotiales; Aspergillaceae. The record is from RefSeq and is a predicted model, not a curated record. The coding region runs from base 1 to 321 and encodes 106 amino acids. The transcript has a single exon.
AUGGGACAAGCAGACAUUAUCUUAGAGUUUUCAAUUCUCUGGAGGACCGAAUACGACGGAUAUCUCCUUGCAGGUAUUUCGGGCUCUACGCUCUGUCUGGGGCAGAUUUCCAAUCAAACCUGCCUUGCUGUUUUCUUCCAGAAUUUCGAAACGCAUCUUUACUCCCGAGCCUACCUACGAGAAGACCACAGAGACCCGCCACCUGAAGACGCCAGCAAACCGACAAUCACAGGAGGUUUCUCACUCCCAUCAGAGGUCAGACAAACUGAGAUCAUCUGUGGUGAUUCCAAAACUUUUGCUGCCCCGGGCAACUUUGGUUGA